GGCAGCCGCAGAAUCAGAUCAAUCAGCAGCGCACGCAGCUUCGGCUUAGCUUAAUAAGCUCCCGGUGCGCGUCCACAAAACAAAUAAUCCGAAGAGAAACACCAUCCAAUCCCCUGCCAUCUCCCACCUCCUCCUAAAACCCUAGGGCGCCAAACCCAUCGCCGCCGCCACAAUGCAGGCCGCCGCCGCCGUCCACCGGCCCCACCUCCUGGCGCCGUCCCCGCUCCGGGGCCGCACCCGGCGGCCGUCCACCGUCCGCAUGGCGCUCCGCGAGGACGGCCCGUCCGUGGCCAUCGUGGGCGCCACGGGCGCCGUCGGGCAGGAGUUCCUCCGCGUCAUCGCCGCCCGCGACUUCCCCUACCGCAGCCUCCGCCUCCUCGCCAGCGAGCGCUCCGCGGGCAAGCGCAUCGCCUUCGAGGACCGCGAGUACACCGUCGAGGACCUCGCGGCGCCGGGGGUUUUCGAAGGGAUCGAUAUCGCGCUCUUCAGCGCCGGAGGAGGCGUCAGCCGCACUCACGCGCGUACCGCCGUUGCUAGCGGCGCUGUCGUCGUGGACAACAGCUCGGCCUUCCGGAUGGACCCCGAGGUGCCGCUCGUCAUCCCGGAGGUCAAUCCCGAGGCCAUGGCGAACGUCCGGCUGGGGAAAGGGGCUAUUGUGGCCAACCCUAACUGUUCUACCAUCAUCUGCCUCAUGGCUGUCACGCCAUUGCAUCGCCAGGCCAAGGUGUUAAGGAUGGUUGUCAGCACAUACCAGGCCGCAAGUGGUGCUGGCGCUGCAGCCAUGGAAGAACUCAAACUUCAGACUCAGGAGGUCUUGGCAGGGAAGGCACCAACAUGCAACAUUUUCAGUCAGCAGUAUGCUUUUAAUAUAUUUUCACAUAAUGCACCAAUUCUUGAAAAUGGCUAUAAUGAGGAGGAGAUGAAACUAGUGAAGGAGACCAGAAAAAUCUGGAAUGACAAGGAUGUAAGAGUAACUGCAACCUGUAUACGGGUUCCUACAAUGCGUGCGCAUGGUGAAAGCGUGAAUCUACAGUUUGAAAAGCCACUUGAUGAGGACACUGCAAGAGAAAUCUUGAGGGCAGCCCCUGGUCUGACCAUUAGUGAUGACCGUGCUUCCAAUCGCUUCCCUACACCUCUGGAGGUGUCGGAUAAGGAUGAAGUAUCAGUUGGUAGAAUUCGUCAGGACUUGUCGCAAGAGGAUAACAGAGGGUUGGACAUAUUUGUUUGUGGGGAUCAGAUACGUAAAGGUGCUGCGCUCAAUGCUGUGCAGAUUGCUGAAAUGCUACUGAAGUGAUUGCUUUUCUGCAUGCUUCUCUCAGUUCCUCACUGUUCUAGUCAUUGAUGGAUUGAAUACCCUGGUUAGUUUGAGCUCAGUUUUGGUCUAUACCUUCUUGUAACCUAUCAUCCUAGUGAAGUAACUGUAAGACCGGUUUUAGUUAUCUGUUGCACGCAAAAGCGUGGUCAGAAGUUGAGAAAAGGGGGUUCAUGGCUUGUUUCAGAUUUUGCCUUAGAUUCAUGUUCCUUGUGUCAAAUGCUUACUUCGUUGUUUGUCUGUGGAUCACGGAGCCAAGGGGCCAACCAGAUUUUGAGGUGCCAAACCAAGGUCUCUGAUGUCUGAUGUAACCUGGCCUAGAAAGCCCCGAGAUAAGUAGAUAACGCUGCCGGGUAGGAAGUAUACGAUGCUAUUUUUAUGAA
Molecule: messenger RNA, 1695 nt
Organism: Brachypodium distachyon (stiff brome)
Lineage: Eukaryota; Viridiplantae; Streptophyta; Magnoliopsida; Poales; Poaceae
Product: aspartate-semialdehyde dehydrogenase
Exons: 8
Coding region: 173-1294 (373 amino acids)
Biological process (GO): L-threonine biosynthetic process
Molecular function (GO): aspartate-semialdehyde dehydrogenase (NADP+) activity; protein dimerization activity; NADP binding
Source: RefSeq, a predicted model, not a curated record